This is a messenger RNA of Dictyostelium purpureum, 847 nucleotides long. RefSeq lists its product as uncharacterized. Lineage: Eukaryota; Evosea; Eumycetozoa; Dictyosteliales; Dictyosteliaceae. The transcript is spliced from 3 exons. Bases 1 to 792 code for a protein of 263 amino acids. The record is from RefSeq and is a predicted model, not a curated record.
AUGGAAGAAAAAAACUUAUCACUAAAAAGUAGUUUUGUCGAAAAUGAUGAAUCUUUUUUUAAUUAUGAUAUUGUUUUUUUAAAUUUAUUUCCUUCACAAUUAAAAAAUGUAUUAUCAUAUGGAGAAUUUUUUCAAAUUCUUGAUGAUAUCAAUUCAAUAAAAAUGACAAAACCACACUCAUACAUGAUUGUAUUAUUACAAUCAAUUACAUUGUACCUUUUUUUACAGUUAAUGGUAGUCACCAACUAUAUAACAAAGUUAACAUGUACCAUUUUUUUCUCUUUAGUACUAUUACACUUUUUAUAUGUUAUCGUAACAUUUUCUAAAUGCUUAUAUAAAUCAUUCAAAUUCAAAAGAUUUUUAAAUAGACUAAAUAAACAAUUUAAAGAAAGAAAUAUUAGAUUCAAAACAAAAUAUGAAACUGAAAGAAGUAAUAUUUCAUUUUCAUUCAGUUUUGUUGGUAAAGUUUUGUUUUUAUUAAUCCCAUUUUUCCUUCAGCUCGAAUUAAUAUACGAAAGAAACCCAAGCAAAUAUAUUAUUAGCCUAAGCUAUAUAGUUAUUUCAAUAUUUAUAAUUUUUAUUUUAAAUAUUAUUAAAAAUAUAAUUCUAUUUUCAAAACUAAAAAAAAUAUUUUUUGGAAACACCCAAUAUGAUUUAUCUCAAUUAUUUUUUAUAGAAUCAUUAAUAAUCACCUAUAGAGAACCAGUUAAUACCAGCGUAGUCGAUGAAGAAAUUGACUUAAUAACACCCAAUUACAAUGACUCUGCACCACUAUUGGACCAUAAUGUUUAAAUAACAACUAAAAAAAAAUAUUUUAUUAUAAAUAAAUAAAAAAUAUUAUAGUUAU